CUUUCGACACUGUCCAAUCGGAUGCAUAAUUCGGAAGAUUCAACUUAUCGUUGAUGCAUCUGAGUUUAUUAAUUUCUACGUUUCUACCUUUCUACGUUUUAAUGUUACUGGUUUGUUUACUCGAAGGUCAAUCCACGCAGAGUUGGCCAAAAACUGCUUUCUCUCUGAGUAUAAUCGAUGUAGAAGAGUAAGUAAAGAUAUCCCUUCAGCAUUCUAUACCUGAUGACCUUCGAAAGGAAGAGAAAAGUUCGGGAGAUAGAAGAAAAGGGGUGAACGAAGAACACUUUUUUUCCCGUAUUCCAUCACUUUCGAUUGCGAGAUUUUGCAGAGAUGAAGUCGUCGUCGAACUUUCUGUUGACCGGCGUUUUCAUCGUCUGCGUUUUUGUUCUUGCCACCAAUGGCGAGGGAAUACAACAAGACCAAAAAGUCGAUAAUGAAACGGAAGAAGUUAUUCAGAAAUGGGAAGAAAAUUUUAAAAGUAUUCGUAAGCUGACGAGCACUGCCAUCAAAAUGGCAAUGCCUUAUUUUAUAGAUUCUGUUACAUCGGGCGAAUUUACAUUGUCAACACCCUGUCGACAUUCUCUGUUUCAAUGGAUAGCUGAUUUAAGGGCGAUGAAACCAUAUGCUUUUAGAAUGGCCGAUGCGUCUGCCAAGACAGUUGACGGUGUCCUCACUGGGACAUUGUCAUCUUAUGGGUCGUAUGAUCAGUGCGUUGAUACAGUUGUACCAAACAAAGAUAUUCGUGGGAAAUAUUGUACAAUUACAGCAUGGCCUCCUCUACCACCAAAACCAAGAUUCUAUUCUGUAAAUAAACGUCUGGAAGCAUUCAAAAUAUUUGAAAAUGACACUGGAAUGCCCGGUGAAGUUACAAAUCAUUUGCAAUUGUUUUACAACUUCCCCUUCAGAAUUGGUAUAUGUGUGCCAUCAUCUUGUUCGAGGGAAGAUAUUUACAAUGUAACGCAAAUGGUGUUAAAAAAAACGUUUCCUGCAAAUGUGACUGUUCCAAGAUGUGAGACGAAAGAGGAACUAGUUUUUGAAUAUUACCAGAUACCUAUACUGUGUGUCAUAGGAAUUUUGGUUAUACUUGUUAUUUACGGGACAUGUGUUGAGCAUUCAGUGCAAAAGAAACAAGCUGAACUUCAAAAUGAAAAACUUGAGCUGACUUACGGAAAAAAAUUCGCAAUUAGUUUCUCCAUAAUUAAUAACUGGAAACUUCUAAUGGACGUGAAUGCUGGGGAAGAUCAACUGAGCGUUCUUCACGGCAUUCGAUUCUUCUCCAUGCUUUGGAUUAUUUUUGGACAUACAUACUUCCAUUUAAAUUUUAAUGUUCUAAAAUAUUUACAAAUUACUAUCGAACUCACUAGUCAAUUCAUUUUUAACUCAAUCACAAAUGCCUCUUUCCUGGUAGACAACUUUUUUUUCCUCAGUGGUCUUCUCGGAGUUUAUGUAUCCAUGGAUAUUUCAAAUAAGACAGGGAAAAUACCCAAUGCAUUUUACUUCAUAAUUCACAGACUUUGGAGGUUUAUGCCGAUACAGAUGUUUUUCGUUGGUGUAAGUACAUUGCUCCCAUUAAUGGGAGAUGGUCCUUUGUGGCAUGAAAACAUGGAUCCUGUAAUUGAUGGAUGUAAGAAAGACUGGUGGGCAAAUUUUUUAUUCAUCAACAAUUUAUACAGAAGCUCUCCAAGAGGGUGUCUUUCAUAUUCAUGGUUUUUGGCUGCUGACUUUCAAGUUUAUGUACUAACUAUUCCAAUAGUUUUACUCAUAAUGAGAAAACCAAAAAUUGGAUUGAUUGUCAAUCUAGUUGUCAUGGUAUUAUCAAUCUUUGCUGUAGGUAUUCACAACUAUAUAAGAGAUUUACCACCAACCAUGCUUUUCACUCGAGCCGAUGUUGAACAAAGAGAUGCAUUAAUGCUCGAAGCUUAUUACCCACCUUGGCCACAUCUUGGUCCCUUUUGUGUCGGUGUCUACGUUGGCUACUAUCUUCGAAUGAAAAAAUCACCCAAAAAUAUGCAUUGGUCUUUGAAAACUCUUGCUUGGUUAGCGGCGUUUACCUGUACGUCUGCAUCACUGUUUGGCGUACAUCCAUGGAACACUCAUGGUCCAGGUACUGGGAAGGUAGCCACCGUUUUGUACGCAUCAUUAAGCAGAAUGUCAUGGACUGUUGGCUUAGCUUGGAUUACUAUAGCCUGUAGUACUGGCUGUGGAGGAUUUUUGGCUUCUAUUCUUCGAUGGAAACCCCUCAUUCCCUUUAGCAGGUUAACAUUCAUGGUGUACAUGAUUCAUCCAUUAGUGCAAUAUGUGUUUUAUGCAACAUUGAGAGAUGGAAUUCAAGCUAGAAAUUGUUUAGCAAUUUUCAUAUACUUUGGUUUCACAGUAUCCAGUUACGUCAUGGCAUUUUUCACUUGCUUCUUAGUGGAAGCUCCCUUUGUGAACGUUGGAAAAGUUUUCUUCCAAAUUGAAGAAGAUCUGCGGAAAAACAAAAUCACUCUAAAGUCACUACUUUUCGGUGCACCUAAAAACGAACUUCCCACGGCGCCAACUGUGUACACCAAUGGCUGGACAAAUGACUUUAAAUCUGGACAGUCAGUGCAAAAUGGCAAUGGAUUGGCUAAAAUAGAUAUAGACCCUGAAUGGUUGUCCAAAAGUGCGAAAUCACAGCAACACAAGAACUUCCAACAUCAUGGACGUGAUUUUGUUAGUCGCCUUUAGCAUUUUUUAGAAAACUAACAAAUUUUUUUUCCACAUGAAUUUUCUUCCGAAAGUUUGUGUCAUUACCUCAGUUGGAUUUUUAACUAAACAAGGGAAAUAUUCUCAAAAUGAAAGAAAUUCUAAUCGCAAAUAAGGUUUGAGGACUGGUAACUCUACAUUAUGAUCCAAACCAAAGAUUAUUAAAGCGAUGUUGACGAAACUGCUGUGAUGCAGUGUAAAGAGCAACAGUUGCUCAAAUUUGUUCUUGAAUGUGUAUUUGUAUUGUAUAUUUUAUUUAGUAAAAUGUUAUAAAA
This is a messenger RNA of Parasteatoda tepidariorum (common house spider), 3002 nucleotides long. Its product is annotated as nose resistant to fluoxetine protein 6. The record is from RefSeq and is a predicted model, not a curated record. Gene Ontology annotation, molecular function: acyltransferase activity, transferring groups other than amino-acyl groups. Lineage: Eukaryota; Metazoa; Arthropoda; Arachnida; Araneae; Theridiidae.